AUGAGGCCACCGACCACCGCCCGCUGCCCUGGGCGCUCCCCGGGCCGCCCCCGGUGGAGUCUGCUGCCUCUCACCCUGGCCGUCUUCGUGGGCGCGGGUCAGGCUCAGAGGGACGCGGCGGGAAGGUACGAGGCCGCUGGCAGGGACGCGACUCGACUGCGGAGCCCCGGGGGCAGCCACCCCGCGGCGGCUCCGGCCAAGGUGUACAGCCUGUUCCGCGAGCGAGACACGCCCGUCCUGGGCUUGCAGCCGGCGGAGCCGCUCCAGCCUGGCUGGGGGAGCCCCAGGAGGCCCGCCGAGGUGGAGGCGAGGAGGCCGCCCCGCGCGCAGCGGCCGCGGCAGGUCCAGCCACCUGCGCAGACCUGGAGGAGCGCUCCCUCGGGCCGUCAGCAGCCAGCACCCCGCACCCGGGCCGCCUCGGCUCUCCGGCGCGUCGCGACCCUGCAGCGGCCCAGGGCUGCGCCCCCAACCCCGCCGCGAGGGCGGCUCACGGGGAGGAAUGUCUGCGGGGGACAGUGCUGCCCAGGGUGGACGACAGCAAACAGCACCAACCACUGUAUCAAACCUGUGUGCCAGCCGCCCUGCCAGAACAGGGGCUCCUGCAGCCGGCCCCAGCUCUGUGUGUGCCGCUCCGGCUUCCGUGGAGCCCGCUGUGAGGAGGUCAUCCCUGAGGAGGAAUUUGACCCCCAGAACUCCAGACCAGCACCCCGACGCUCAGCCGAGGGUCCACCCAACCUGCGCAGGAGCAGCACAGCCAGGGAAAGAAGUGGGGCCAGAACACGACCACUGGCACCACAGCUGCCCAGGUCCCUGAGUGGGCUCAGCCAGAGCCACUCCUCCCAGCAGCACGUGGGACUGUCCCCCACCAUCCGACUUUUCCCGGCCUCUGCAACUAGUGGUCACCUGAGUUCCAAUGCGCUGCCCUCGGGGCUGGGCCUGGAGCGAAGGGAUGGUGCCCAGCGGGCAGCAUAUGUGGACUACUCGUCAUCCCCCUGGGGACUGAACCUCACCGAGAAAAUCAAGAAGAUCAAGAUUGUCUUCACUCCCACCAUCUGCAAGCAGACCUGUGCCCACGGACACUGUUCCAACAGCUGUGAGCGUGGUGACACCACCACCCUGUACAGCCAGGGUGGCCAUGGCCAUGACCCCAAGUCUGGUUUCCGCAUCUAUUUCUGCCAGAUCCCUUGCCUGAAUGGAGGCCGCUGCAUCGGCAGGGAUGAGUGCUGGUGCCCCACCAACUCCACCGGGAAGUUCUGCCAUCUGCCUGUGCCGAAGCUGGACCCCGAGCCUUCUGAAAGGGGUUCCCACCACAGGGGCGCACUGGGAGGCCCCUUGAGGCAGUCCACCUUCACACUGCCCCUCUCCAACCAGCUGGCCUCUGUGAACCCCUCCUUGGUGAAGGUGCACAUCAACCACCCGCCUGAAGCCUCCGUGCAGGUGCACCAGGUGGCAAGGGUGCGGGGCGAGGCCGAGGCCCCAGAGGAGAACAGCGUGGAGACCAGACCCCCACCCAGGCUCCCUGCCGGCCGUCGCCACAGCCACUGGGACAGCAACAGGAUUCCUGUUCAGGCCGGAGAGGCCCCUCAACCACCUCCCCCAGUGGCACCCAGGCCUCAGGGACUGCUGGGCCGGUGUUACCUGAAUGCUGUGAAUGGACAGUGUGCCAACCCCCUGCUGGAGCUGACUGCCCAAGAGGAUUGCUGUGGCAGUGUGGGGGCUUUCUGGGGCGUGACCUCGUGUGCCCCAUGCCCACCCAGGCCAGCCUCCCCAGUGAUUGAAAAUGGCCAGCUGGAGUGUCCCCAGGGGUACAAGAGACUGAACCUCACUCACUGCCAGGAUAUCAACGAGUGCUUGGCCCUGGGCCUGUGCAAGGACUCAGAGUGUGUGAACACCAGGGGCAGCUACCUGUGCACCUGCAGGCCUGGCCUCAUGCUGGAUCCGUCGAGGAGUCGCUGUGUGUCGGACAAGGCCGUCUCCAUGCAGCAGGGGCUCUGCUACCGGUCGCUGGGGCCUGGCACCUGCACCCUGCCUUUGGCCCAGCGGAUCACCAAGCAGAUAUGCUGCUGCAGCCGAGUGGGCAAAGCAUGGGGCAGCAAGUGUGAGAAAUGCCCCCUGCCUGGCACAGAAGCCUUCAGGGAGAUCUGCCCGGCCGGCCACGGCUAUACCUACUCCAGCUCAGACAUCCGCCUGUCUGUGAGGAAAGCCGAGGAGGAGGAACUUGCCAGGCCCUCGAAGGAGCAAGAGCAGAAGAGCAAUGGGACCCUGCUCCGGCCUGCAGAGAGGCAGCCGCUCCGGGCAGUCACCGACACUUGGCAGGAGGCUGGAGCCACCCCUGAGAAGGGUAACUCUCAGGCUGGCCAGGAUGAGACCAGUGUUACCCAAGUACCUGCCUGGGCCCCAGGAAGACCAACACCACGGCUGCCUGCACAGGCAGUUCCAGGGGCCUGGGGAGAAGAGCAAGUGAUCCCCCCCACUGAUGCACUGGAUGCCCUGGGCUCCCCAGACAUUGACAGAUGUGCCACCAACAUCUGUGGCCCUGGCACCUGUGUGAACCUCCCAGAUGGAUACAGAUGUGUCUGCAGCCCCGGCUACCGACUGCACCCCAGCCAGGCCUACUGUACAGAUGACAAUGAGUGUCUAAGGGACCCCUGUCUGGGAAGAGGACGCUGUGUCAAUCGCGUGGGCUCCUACUCCUGCUUCUGCUACCCGGGCUACAGGCUUGCCACCUCGGGGGCCUCGCAGGAAUGCCGAGACAUAGACGAGUGUGAGCAGCCAGGGGUGUGUGUCGGGGGGCGGUGCACCAACACCGAGGGUUCGUACCGCUGUGAGUGUGACCAAGGCUACAUCAUGGUGAGGACGGGACACUGCCAAGAUAUCGACGAAUGCCGUCACCCUGGCACCUGUCCGGAAGGGAGAUGCGUCAACUCCCCGGGCUCCUACACUUGCCUGGCCUGUGAGGAGGGUUACCGGGGCCAGCGAGGGAGCUGUCUAGAUGUAAAUGAGUGUCUGACCCCCGGGGUCUGUGCCCAUGGAAGGUGCAUCAACCUAGAGGGCUCCUUCAGAUGCUCCUGUGAGCAGGGCUAUGAGGUCACCUCAGACGGGAAGGGCUGCCAAGAUGUCAACGAGUGCGCCAGCAGGGCCUCGUGCCCCACGGGCCUCUGCCUCAACACUGAGGGCUCUUUUGCCUGUUCAGCCUGUGAGAGCGGGUACUGGGUGAAUGAAGAUGGCACUGCCUGUGAAGACAUGAACGAGUGCGAAGACCUCCAGAGCCGCUGCCUGGGUGGCGAGUGCAGGAACACGCCCGGCUCCUACCAGUGCCUGUGCCCCCGGGGCUUCCAGCUGGCCAAUGGCACCGCGUGUGAGGAUGUGGACGAGUGCAGGGGCGAGGAGUACUGUGCACCCCGCGGAGAGUGCCUCAACAGCCACGGAUCCUUCUUCUGUCUCUGUGCACCCGGUUUUGUCAGCGCAGAUGGGGGCACCAGCUGCCAGGAUGUGGACGAGUGUGAAGCCACAGACCAGUGUCAGGGAGGGCACUGUGUCAACACCGAGGGCUCCUUCAACUGUCUGUGCAAGACUGGUUUCCAGCCGGCCCCGGAGAGUGGGGAGUGUGUGGACAUUGAUGAAUGUGAGGACUACGGAGACUCAGUGUGUGGGGCCUGGAGGUGUGAGAACAGCCCUGGCUCCUACCGCUGUGUCCGGGGCUGCCAGCCUGGCUUUCACAUGACCCCGACUGGAGACUGCAUCGACAUUGACGAGUGUGCCAAUGACACCGUGUGUGGCAGGCACGGCUUCUGCGACAACACGGACGGCUCCUUCCGCUGCCUCUGUGACCAAGGCUUCCGGGCCUCACCCUCGGGCUGGGACUGUGUUGACGUGAAUGAGUGCGAGCUCAUGCUGGCCGUGUGCGGGGCGGCGCUGUGCGAGAAUGUGGAGGGCUCCUUCCUGUGCCUCUGCGCCAGUGACCUGGAGGAGUAUGAUGCUCAGGAGGGGCGCUGCCGCCCAAGGGUGGCUGGAGGUCAGAGUAUCCCCGAGGUCUCGCCAGGGGAGCACCCCCCAGGCCCCAUCCGCAUGGGAUGCUACUCUGGGCAGAACGGCCAGCCGCCCUGCUCCACCCUCCUGGGCCGGAACACCACCCAGGCCGAGUGCUGCUGCACCCAGGGAGCCAGCUGGGGAGACACCUGCGACCCCUGCCCCGCCGAGGACUCAGUUGAAUUCCGCGAGAUCUGCCCUAGCGGUAAAGGCUACGUCCCGGUGGAAGGAGCCUGGAUGUUCGGACAGACCACCUACACAGAUGCAGACGAGUGUGUGAUGUUCGGGCCAGGUCUUUGCCAAAACGGCAGGUGUCUCAACACGGUGCCUGGCUACAUCUGUCUGUGCAAUCCCGGCUACCACUACGAUGCCGCCCACAGGAAGUGUGAGGAUCAUGACGAGUGCGAAGACCUGGCCUGUGAGAACGGCGAGUGUGUGAACACGGAAGGCUCUUUCCACUGCUUCUGCAGCCCCCCCCUCACCCUGGACCUCAGCCAGCAGCGCUGCGUGAAUGGCACCAGCGGCACGGAGGACCUCCCUGACCAUGACAUCCACAUGGACAUCUGCUGGAAAAAAGUCACCAAUUAUGUGUGCAGCCAACCCCUCCAUGGGCGCCGCACCACCUACACGGAAUGCUGCUGCCAGGACGGCGAGGCCUGGAGCCAGCAGUGUGCUCUGUGCCCCCCCAGGAGCUCCGAGGUCUAUGCUCAGCUGUGCAAUGUAGCCCGGAUUGAAGCAGAGCGGGAGGCUGGAGUCCAUUUCCGGCCAGGGUACGAGUAUGGGCCUGGGCCCGACGACCUGCACUAUGGCGUCUACGGCCCAGAAGGAGCCCCCUUCUACAACUACCUAGGCCCUGAGGACACCGCCCUUGAGCCACCCUUCCCAAACACAGCCAGUCACCCAGGGGAUCGUGCACCAGUCCUGGAGCCACCUCUGCAGCCCUCAGAACUCCAGCCCCACUACGUGGCCAGCCAUCCAGAGCACCAGGCCGGUUUCGAAGGGCUUCAGGCCGAGGAGUGCGGCGUCCUGAAUGGCUGUGAGAAUGGCCGCUGCGUGCGCGUGCGCGAGGGCUACACCUGCGACUGCUUUGAGGGCUUCCAGCUGGACACGGCGCACAUGGCCUGUGUGGAUGUGAACGAGUGCGAUGACUUGAAUGGACCUGCUGUACUCUGUGACAACGGUCAGUGUGAGAACACCGAGGGCUCCUACCGCUGCCAUUGCUCCCCAGGUUAUGUGGCCGCGACGGGCCCCCCGCACUGUAUUGCCAAGGAGUAGCAGUGAGGGGUGAGUGUGAGCAGCUACCUGGAAAUGGGUCUGAGUCACAGGCGGGGCCCUAUGGAUGCCCUCCUGGUUGGGAAGACCCUAUGAAGAUGUCAGGCAGGAUGCCCUGCAUCCCAGCUUGCAGUCAGUCUGGCCUGCUUCUCAUCUCUCCCAGAAUAGGCUCUGGCUGUGAGCUUCUGUCACUGCCUCCAUGCCACCAUGCCCUGCUUGGCUCAAACACCAAAUGCUUUAGUGCUUCAGCCACUGGCCAUGAGGCCCGGUCCUCCAUCUGCCCUGGCCUUGACAUGGAUGCUCACGAAAGGAUGGCUCUCACCCAGCCCUUCAAGCUAUGCAAAUGUGCAAGGUCUUUCAGCCUCAUACUGCAAACACCCUUUCCAUCCAUGAUCCACAUAUUAUCAUCCUGAUGAUUACACCACUGGGUCAGAGGCUACAUCUGAUCUGGGAUGGUCCUUCUGAAUCUGUGAAGCAAAAAAGGAUUGGGGAAGUUAUCACCACCACUCAGCCAAUCUGGUCAGGGCCGGAUUCUGCCACAUCUCCCUCCUGUAGCCAAUUCUGUUGUCCAAGAAAGGGACAGAAGAUCCUCCUCAUGUCAGAGAAGCAAGACUGAUACUAACUUGCCCAAUGUAAGAGACAUAAAUAAAGGGCAACAAGGAGCCUGAGAAAGCAGCAAGAAUAUGAAAAAAUAUGGGGAACUGAUAAGAAAGAGGGAACCAAGGUAUUAGCAAGUCUAAAGAAAAUAUCCAGUAGAUUUGGGUCAAUAAACAUCUAAAAUCUACCCAGCAAUAGCUCCUGUACAUCACAGCAAGGGGUGUCACCGGACAUGUCUGAAGGCCUUUAAGUACUGCUUCUUACAGGAAACAAAUCUUUCCUGGACACUCCUUAGAUGGGAAGCAGUUUGAUGUGCUCAAAAGAAAAGGUUUAUUUUCUAGUUGGUGAAAUACGGUGCAGUCUUGUUUAAGGAAUCCAGAUUUCCAAUGUUUUUUCUCCUCUUUACUCUGCCCUCUGUCCUUUUCCCCUUCAUAAAAUGGUUGGCUCAUGUCCCUGAGUUUACAAAUAGACACUCCAACUUCAGCUAGCUGGGAGUUUAAAACCAUGAUGGAAUAAAGAAAUGUAAAUCUGGGCUCUUCUGUUCUGGUUUUUAUUUCAUAUUAAAUCAAUUUCUUUACCACGUUGGCUAAGUACAACUAUUCAAGAUGAGGCUGUGACAACCCCCUCACCAGCUGUGCUUUUGGUUGUGCCUUUUCCCCAUGGAAAAGGGGUCUUUAAUCUUUCAAGAUAAGGAAAGCUCCACCUUGCAAUUCUCUCUUGAAUGGCAAUGUAAAAGAACAAGAAUCCCUGUGACUGGAGAAACGGAAAUAAAUGCUAUUUUCUUGGUUUAAUCUGUCUUGUCCUGCCUGCUGUUCUGAUUGUCAGCCAUCACACAAUAACUUAGUGAAUGCUUGCUCUGUGCCAGGCACUGUGUUGAGUGUUGUACAUAAACUUCAUUUAGCCAUCCGGUAAACCUACUUUACUGUAUUUAUUCCCAAUUUCUGGAUGAGCAAAUUGAGACACGCAAAGCGUAAAUAAUUUGCCCUCAGUUAUUAUACUAGUUGAGAUGCUUUCAGCAGACAUAGUGCCUAAACAAGUGAAAAUAUUGUCACCUUCAAGCAUAGUAAAAGUAAUGCAAGUUAGUACCCUAUUAUUUUAAUUGUCAGAUUGGCAAAGAACAAAAAUUUUUUAAGACUCCUAGUUGGUAAGAAUCUUGGGAAACAGGCACUCUCAUAUAUAGCUGAAUAUAAACUGAUCCAACUUCUCAUGGGGAUAAUACAGCAAUGUCUUUCAAAAUUAUAAGAAGUACUUAAUAUUUUAUUAACUCCACUUUUAGAUUUAACCUUCAGAUAAAUCCUUACCAAAUGUGAAACGACAUAGGCAAGCCAUCCAUUAAUAUUGCAGCAUUAUGUGUAAUAGCAAAAGAUGAGAAAUAAUUAGUUGCUGAGUCCAGUGAAAGAAAAAAAAGGCAGUUCUAUAUACCGUGAUAGCAAAAACAGAUUACGGGGUAAAGGGAGAGGAAGGCUGUACACCAAAGUGUGACAUAUGCUGCUAUCAUCUAAGAAAGGGGAGAGAAUUGGGUAUGUGCUGACCUCAUCCUUACCACUCCACCGUACACCCCUAUUUCAGAAAUUUUCUUUUUUGUGCCUUAAGUGCCCAAUGCCCCUCCUCCCAAUCCUCACCCUCCUGAGGUAUUUCAUGCAUUUACACAUUUUUUUUUUUAAGAAUUAUUUAUUUAUACAAGCACUGGGGUACAAGCCAGAGGCGCGGGAGGGUGAGAGGAUUCACCAGACAGAGCAGGGAGCAGAACAGACAGAAGGACUAAAAUACACUGCUGAGGGGAGCAGCGGGCGAGACAGGAGAGGUCUGCUGCGCCAUGUGGGAAUCUCCCUGGCCGUCCGGGAAUCAAACCCGCACUACAGAGGCUGCAGACAGCUUCACAGAGCUGUGCUCAACCCGCUGCGCCACCGGGGACGCCCCAUUUACACAUUCUUGUAUUAAAAAUACACACAGCACACUAGAUACACUGUUCUGCACUUGGCUUUUUUUCACUUUGUACUUGCACAUUAAGAGCCUUCUCAUUCUGUAUUCUAACUGCGUACUAUCCCACUAUAUGGACCUAAUUUAUUGAAUCAGUCCCUUACUGAUGGACAUUUCCAUGGUUCCCUACCUUUUGCUAUCAUAAAUAAUGCUGUAGUGACUAUUCUUGUGCAUGUUGUUUCACCUCUUACCUGUGGAGUAAAUUUUUAGAAACAGUGGCUUGGCUUGUGGGGAGGGUGACAGGGCGGAUGGGGGCAGGAUUAGGGCACUUUGCAUUGUACUGCCUCUUUGAACU
This is a messenger RNA of Talpa occidentalis (Iberian mole), 8173 nucleotides long. RefSeq names its product latent transforming growth factor beta binding protein 2 (gene LTBP2). NCBI's taxonomy places the organism in Eukaryota, Metazoa, Chordata, Mammalia, Eulipotyphla, Talpidae. The coding region runs from base 1 to 5304 and encodes 1767 amino acids. The record is from RefSeq and is a predicted model, not a curated record. The transcript has 35 exons. Gene Ontology annotation, molecular function: calcium ion binding.